This is a messenger RNA of Asparagus officinalis (garden asparagus), 2703 nucleotides long. RefSeq names its product glutamate receptor 2.2-like. The coding region runs from base 1 to 2556 and encodes 851 amino acids. NCBI's taxonomy places the organism in Eukaryota, Viridiplantae, Streptophyta, Magnoliopsida, Asparagales, Asparagaceae. The transcript has 5 exons. Gene Ontology annotation, molecular function: ligand-gated monoatomic ion channel activity; signaling receptor activity. The record is from RefSeq and is a predicted model, not a curated record. Gene Ontology annotation, cellular component: plasma membrane.
AUGUCUAAACCCCUGGCGUUUUUUCUCUUCCUCUUGUUCUGCUCCACUAUCCUUCGAGGAGGAGCAGCCACAGUUCAUAUAGGAGUAGUUGCCCAAAGGGGCUCCCGCAUUAGUAGGGAGCAAGGGAUCGCCAUUGAGAUCGCAGCCAAAGACUUGAGCUCUUCCGCUGAUAUAGUUCUGACUAUUAAUAACUCUAGUAGGGGAGCUGCUUUCCUAAAUGGUGACGAGCAAGCCAAUGCAAUCAUCAGUGGAGAAUCAUGGGCAGUUCUCGAAAUUUCAAGAACUGGAACCAAAACAGGCCUUCCUGUACUCUCCCUCACCACCUCUCAACCUUUAUCAGUCGUUCCCAGGGCAAACUUGUUCAGAAUGUCAUACAGAGCUUCGGCAUACGUGCAAUGCCUCGCCGAUCUCGUGAAACUAUUCAAUUGGAGGCAAGUCAUUGUUCUCUAUGAAGACGAUGGCUAUGGAAGCACCUCAUCAGGAAUAGUCCCAAUGUUAAACGAUGCCCUUCAAUCCGUUGGAUCUCAGAUCACGUACCAUGCAGCUUUUCCAUCACUAGACUCGAUGCCUAACCCUGAAGACGUGAUACAUCAAGAACUGAAGACGUUGAACUCGAGACUGUGCAAAGUGUUCAUCGUAGUCCAAUGGUCCUCCUCUUCCCUUGUUAGUGAGCUCUUCAAAGUGGCAACAACAUUAGGAAUGAUGGCCAAAGGUCAUGUAUGGAUUGCCGGCGACGAUAUAACUACUCUCCUUGACUCAACACUCAGCCCGUCUGACAUUUCCUCCUACAUGCAAGGGGUGAUCGGAGUUAAAACCUACAUUAAUGAGUCUAGAAAACCAUACAAUGAUUUUAGUGAAAAGUUCCAGCAGAAAUUCCAGUCAGAAUAUAGUAAAAGUGGGGAGACUAAGGUCAAGCCUGGGAUGCAUGCUUUGCUAGCUUAUGAUGCUGUUCACGUAAUUGCAAAAGCCUAUGCCAUUUCUGGUAAGUCUCUGCUUGAAGGUAUACAGUCGUCUGAUUUUGUUGGGCUAAGUGGCCGGGUCCGCUUCAGAAGAGAUGGGAGCUUAAUUGAGGGUAAGGGAACUUUGGCUUUUCGUGUCAUCAAUGUUGUUGGGAAAAGCAGUAGAGAUAUGGGGUUCUGGUUGAAAGGUAGAGGUUUCUAUAGAGAUGGAGCAGAACAAGCUGCAAGUAUAAAUUUGUUUGGCACAAUUUAUUGGCCGGGAGGUGCAGCAGAGAAAAUCCCGGGAGGGUGGGGUAAAUUGAGGGUUGGAGUACCGACAAGGUCGUUGACUGAAUUGCUUGUGAACGUGGAAUUUGACGGUAAAGGUGAGGUUAAGGAGGUGAACGGAUUUUGUGUGGAAGUUUACAAGGAGGCAAGGGAGCUGCUGAAUUAUGAGCUCCCUUAUGAAUUCUUUCCUUUCAACGGGACCUAUGAUGAACUUGUUGCCAGUGUUCCAGAGAAAUUUGAUGCAGUGAUUGGUGAUGUCACGAUCCUCAGUAAACGCAUGAACAGAGCCAUGUUUACAGAGCCUUUUCUCCCUACAGGGUUAUCCAUGGUGGUUCCGGUGAAACCCAACAACAAGAAAUGGGUUCUCACCCAGCCAUUCAGCCCAGAAGUUUGGUUGCUAGUGCUUGCCAGUUACAUCUAUACUUGCGUAACCGUUUGGUACCUAGAACAUAAACAGAAUCCUGAUUUUGAUGUCCCAUGGAGGGAGCAGCUUGGUGCGACACUCUGGUUGAUCUUUUGUACUAUAUUUUUUGCACACGGGAAGUUUUAUAGCUACUACACGAAGGCAGUGAUCGCUGUAUGGCUCUUUGUCCUAUUGAUCCUGACAUCGACCUUCACAGCGAGCUUGGGGUCUAUCCUUAUUACACAGCAGCUUGAACCUGUUGUGAAUGACAAAAAAAUAGGAUGCAACGGAGCUUCAUUCGUAAUGAAUCAUCUUGAAGAUGUGCUCGGCUACAAGGACAAGCAGAUCGAGCUAAUCCCCAAAAUAGAGAACUAUUCGACAGCAUUCAAGAGCGGGGCCAUCACAAUGGCUUAUCUUGAGACACCGUACCUGAAGAUAUUUCUCUCACAGUAUGGUUCUGAACACUACACUGUGCAUGGUGACACCCAGCGCCUAGGUGGCUUUGGCUUCGCUUUCGCCAAGAAUUCUCCAUUGAUCGCAGAUUUCUCAAAAGCCAUACUGCAGUUAUCUGAGAGUGGAACUCUAGGCCAUUUGGAGGAAAAGUGGUUUUCACAAUCCUUGGUUACUUGUCCUAACACGUGCAAUACUAAAACGAUGGAUAACUUAACACUUGAUAGCCUGUGGGUGUUGUUUCUGUUAACUGGUGCUGCUUCCACAAUUGUUCUCCUCCUAUUCAAGUCUGGAUUCAUCGCAAGCAGCAGCCGACGCAGCUUGGCAGUUGCAAGUUGGCCUCUCAGACGGAAAUGUUUACAACUAAGGAUUACUUGUAAGUACAAGUCCAGGAGAGGGCUUCCAGUUUCGCGCAGUUCUUCGAUAUAUUCAACUCAAGUAGCUCCAGAAUCUGCAGCUGCAGAUUCAUUAACUUGAAGAUGGUGCUGGCGAACAAGGCAACUUACCGAACCAAGAUAGUGUUUGGUAAUAAAAUGUUUUUUCUUCUUUCCAUUUUCUGUUUUUAGAGGGACAAGGGGAGCUCAUCCGUUCUGUUGUAUAUUAAUUAAAAGGUAAAUAAUUAGA